Molecule: messenger RNA, 4017 nt
Organism: Fusarium fujikuroi IMI 58289
Lineage: Eukaryota; Fungi; Ascomycota; Sordariomycetes; Hypocreales; Nectriaceae
Exons: 5
Coding region: 1-4017 (1338 amino acids)
Source: RefSeq, a predicted model, not a curated record
AUGAUUGGUACCGCAGCGCAAGAUUCUAUCACUGAACCGAAAAUCAAACGAGUAGAUCGUGUUGAUCUACCAAUGAUACCAGGGGAGCAGUAUCGGGGACAAGUUGUAUCAGCAGCAGUUGAGAUUGAGAGAGACCAACAGGAGCGGGCAACUCUCUUCGAUUUAAACAGAGGUUCCAGUGAUCCGCAAGCAAAGAGUCAAAGCGGUGUCCGCAUCCUGAUUCUUGACAACGACCAUGCCGUGGGAAAUACACUAUCAUGGCUGCUAAAGCGUUUUAUCACGGCCCAAGUCACUGUUGAUAGUGGGUACGUGGUGAACUUAAAGGGGUCAGGUUAUGACAUCGUCUUCGCUCGUGGGAAGGGAGCUCCUCUGCUCUACAUGCCGCCAAAUUACAAUCACCGAGGGGCCGUUCGAAUACUAAAGAAAUGCCUUGCUAUGCCGCUUCCAUCCUCUUCUAUUCCAGCAACGGUUUCAUUCGAUAUAUAUGGAGAAUACCAGGUCAUCUGCGAGUCGCAGAAGCAGGGGUACCUUACGGACCUUACAUCAGCAGUACUUAGAGUUGAGAAGGUCUACGAGAAUGACUUCACGUUGAUGUUUGGCGUCUCAUUUUCCGAUGGCUCCGUCCAUUGGCCACAAAUGUCUUUUUCAGAUCUCGCCUCUCACAACUCCCUCGGGGAGCCUGUAGCGCAAGAUCAGCUAUUGAGCCCUCCAACUAUUAACCUUGCAACUUCACGUCUCUUUGAUGUCUUUGAUGAUCAGCAGGCCACGAACGACCUCCCAGAAAUCUUCCUCCGUCCGAUAAGAGAAGGAGGGCCAUCGGACAGCUACCCUCUCGAACGCGGUGGUAUAACCCCCCUGAGCCCUUACUAUUAUGGAAGUGUGCAAAGUGAGGCCACCACCAAGAGCCCAUAUCCAUCAACCUUUGACCUCACAGUCCAGAGUCAUGAGACACGUCCGUCGACCGUUCCCACUUCUCUACCGCAUAAGCCCCAAAACCCAAAGGGGGCCUUGGACUCUCUGCAGACAACAGAGUGUCAAGCGGAAGAAGAGGGAAGUAUAUCAUCAAGUCAUCACAGAGAAGAACAGAACCAGUGGUCUCCUGGUGAGUCUGGAAAUAAUCGCGCUGAAUGCGAUACAGCUACAACGUAUUCUUUUGAUACGCUCUCCGAUGACCCUAAAUUUGUAUACUUCCAGGCCUUCAUAGAUCAGCUCGCUGAGGAUGUGAGAGCGGCUACUGACGGAACAAUUCUGCAAAAUGUUGGGCAAGUGUUUCUCGACCAAACACUCCGAGACUUUGCGUGGAAGCUGCAUGAGGAGUCAACAACCCCAUUUCAACUUGAGACUUCUGUCAUAAUCCACAGAAAGAGGAGGAAUAUUAUCGACCUCCUCGACUUUCAAGUUCCCGCACUUGAAGAAGCCGAAAGCGUGUCUGGCCAGAGUCUCGGGUACUCUGAGGCAGAGAAUGAAGAAGAAACUUCCACAGUCCCUUUCAAGAAGGCCGAAGAAAUGAUCGUUGACUGGAUAGUUGACGUCAAAUCUGGAGAACCCAGUGAACUUUCACAAAUGCCCCAGUACAGACAAUUUAUCCAGGGAUCCGAGGCUUACCGAUGGCUUUUGACAAAGAUCAGCCAGCAGAGUCGGCUAUCUUGCGAAGAGCCUAGCCUGAUGGACAAGAUUGGCAACACGAUCAGAGAAAAGUUGAAAGAAUGCAUUCCGCACCACAAAAUGAGCAGAAAGAAAGCAUCCAUCGAGUUCGAAGUGAGUUACACUGUGGAAUUAGAUGUUGUUGGAGUAAUGAAAGAAUCCGGAAUUUCCUCUUCCUUUGACAAAGCCCUGCCCAACAUCCUUUGCUUGACAGGCAAAUGGGACGAAGCGCAAGCUACAAGUGUUGCCGAAUACAUGAACCAAACAUGGCCCCAGUCUGCCGCUGCCACUGUCUCCCUGUUGCAGGGCCUAUUAUCAUACCAAGAAAGAUUUCUGACAGUGCCUACUUGGCCUGAAACCACUCGCCGGAGGGUUUCCAAUACUUGUCUUCUGGAGGGUACCGUGAACCAAGGCCGUAACAGGGAUGUUCGCUACAAAAUCCGGGCCAGAGGCGGCUACUACGCUGUUUCUGAGGUAGGCGAACAGAUUGCUUGGUUGGCUUCGGUCUUUCAAGUACACAAACACACCGGUUUCAGAUCGAUUAUGCCACAUGUCACCGAUUUCUCCGCCACAGGCUCCAAGAACAACAGUGGGACCAUCAAUGGUGUCAAGGGAAAGUGCUCCUUUUCUUUCUCCACUCGCUCCGAAACCGCUUAUAACCCAAGCCAAGGCUUCUGCUGGGAACGGUCUGGCCUCGAGGUGUCUUUGCGAUAUGCGGCGUCUAUAGUGGGAUCUUCGGAAGUUGUCCAGUGGGACAAGAGACUGGUAAUAAAAGGAUUCAAUAUGUUAAUGGUCGCUACACAAGUCACUGCUGAUGUCUUGGUAUGGCAUCUCCUCGUUAGUGAAGAGUCUGAGGAGAGGAUCUCAUACGUGGACCCGAGACUUGACCAUAUUGAUAUCAGACCUUCUGAAGAAAUGUCCCUUCGGCACAUUGAAGGCAAACGUCACAUUAUUGGAUGGUGUACCAAAGCAACAGACAUGUGUGGACAUCCUACUGCUAAUCUCGAGAUCAAGCCUGGUGGUCUACCGAAGACAUCAGCAUCCAUUGUUGUAGACAAGCUAUACAUAGAAGGCGGAAGUCCUGUUACUGUUGGUUUUAUGCUCGACGUUAACAAAAAGGAGAAACCCUUUUGGUUACAAAGAGAAAAAGACUACCCGAGUCUACUUAAUUGGGUCAAACUGCAGCCAGUAGUUUUCUACGAUGUUGAAGAACGUCGUGCAUGGCUUGUCGACGGUGCUUCUGCCCUGCUCCAUCUCGUCCGCAUUUCACUUCACAUAGACAUCAAUGACCCUGAAUCAACCUACGACUGGGUCUAUGAUCCCAGCAAGCUGAGAGACCACUGGCCAGGCGUUGGAAGUCGCCAAGCGGCACUCCAGACUUUAAAGAGUUGGGAAAACAGGGAAUUAAAUGUUUACAUUGUUGAUAAGCAGGUGGGCCCGAAUGGUGUACCUGUCACCAAGUAUUCGACCUUUGAAGAGCGGGUAAAGAGUAUUCUUCACUCGAUAGAGGUGUUGGUUGAUCGACAAGCCCAGGCGGCAUCUCAAGAUGGUAUCAAGAUCUCACAGACCUUGGACCCACGUCGCGAUGUUGUCGGUUUCGACAUCGUGGAUGUCAUUGAUCCCUCAGUUCCUAUUUACCCGCGUAUUCAGCAUGUCAACUCAUGGGGACACGGGUGGAUCGACCUAAUACCGACUAUUGGUAUUACCACCCUUUUUGGGCGGGGAUUUGGAGAUCUUAUACGCGCCGACGAGCCUGAUUUGAUCUGCCCAAGCUGGAGAUCGGUUCCAGUAGGAAAAGACUAUCUUGCUGCAUCCAUAUCAACAAUGCAGAUGCUCCAUGAGAAACGUCUCCUUAGAAUGGAGCCGGGCCUCAUUGGAGGUGAACUGACUAAGAAGAUUACUUGGGUAGCGGCCAAAGAAGCAUCUCUGGAUUGUAAGUGCCUCCAGAAGCAAGGUAGUAGUAAUGUCCCUGCUCAGGCAGAGUGCAAUCACAACCCUGUCCAAUUCCUUGCGAAAAGAUGGUGGUCCCGUACUUUACCGCAUGGCUUGAAGCCUGUACAGUUAGGGUCUCUUGACCAUAAAGGGGCUGUGAUCUUUGGUCACACUGUUCUGGGACUAAGAACUGGAGAGAGACUGGCACCGAAACAGGUAGACGACGACGGUGCUGCGUCGACAACCAGCGGAGAGCAGGCCCAAGAUGCUUCAGCAACUGGCUCAGUCGUGAGUCAGACGACAUCCAUUACUGUCCCUAGUGUUGGCCAUUCCAGCCAGGACGCGGGAAGUGCUCCGCAGAGUUUGGAUAGUACAAGUAACGCGACAAGUGAGGGUAAGAAGAAGAGAUGGUCAAAGUUCAAGGAUUGGGUCAAGAGAUGA